Molecule: messenger RNA, 1092 nt
Organism: Pseudovirgaria hyperparasitica
Lineage: Eukaryota; Fungi; Ascomycota; Dothideomycetes; Acrospermales; Acrospermaceae
Product: l-allo-threonine aldolase
Exons: 1
Coding region: 1-1092 (363 amino acids)
Biological process (GO): glycine biosynthetic process; L-threonine catabolic process
Cellular component (GO): cytosol
Molecular function (GO): L-allo-threonine aldolase activity
Source: RefSeq, a predicted model, not a curated record
AUGAAGUGUCUCCAGCAUCUUGCGUGGGCACGGAGCGACAGAUCUUCCAAUGAUUUCCGAUCCGACUUUGUUACCAUUCCUACAUUACCAAUGCUAGCUGCUAUAAGCGCUACAACGCUAGGUGAUGGCGAUAUGGAUGAGGACGAAACAACGAACUCGUUCCAGGAAUACGUUGCUGGCCUCGUGGGCCAUGAGGCAUCUCUUCUGGUCAUGUCAGGGACCAUGGGAAAUCAAGUGGCUCUCCGGUCUGCUCUCACCAGCCCGCCUCAUUCAAUUUUGGCCGAUCAUCGUGGGCACAUUAUCAUUCUAGAAGGCGGGGGGCCUUCAAGUGUCUGUGGCGCCAUGAUCAAGCAAGUCGUUCCAUCCAACGGCCAUCAUCUCACUUUGGCCGAUGUCAAGAAACACGCCACCAUCACCGAAAGCGUAUACGACUGUCCUACUCGGGUAAUAAGCUUAGAAAAUACUCUUUGGGGGACGAUAUUCCCUCUGUCUGAUAUUCGUGCCAUCUCGAAAUGGGCUCGUGCUCAGACGCCUCCUAUUCAUAUGCAUUUAGACGGCGCUCGAGUGUGGGAAGCAGUCGCUGCUGGAGCCUGCACACUGCGUGACAUGGGAGAGUGUUUCGAUAGUAUCCAGAUGUGCUUUACAAAAGGACUCGGUGCUCCACUUGGCAGCAUUGUCACCGGGAGUUCUGCAUUCAUCAAACGUGCAAAGUGGGGUCGCAAGCUUCUGGGUGGUAGCACUCGGAGUUCUGGUGUGAUUGCUGCGCCAGCAAGAGUAGCAAUAGAAACAGUAUUUCUUGGUGGUUUGUUGAGAUCCGCACAAGAAAAGGCCAGAUAUGCUUCGUCUGUUUGGGAAGAGCACGGCGGAAAGCUUCAAUUACCCACAGAAACAAACAUAAUCUGGUUCGAUCUUGAAGCCUCUGGUCUGAGAGAUGAGGAUUUCUACCCUAUGUCAAGUCAAUUCGGACUGAAGAUAGGAGCACCAUUGUAUGGGCGUAUCUGCUUCCACUAUCAGAUUAGCGAGCAAGCUUUCGAAAGACUCUGUGAGUUCUUCAAGGCUGUACUCAAGAAGACGAACUCCCCUGAGUCAUGA